Molecule: messenger RNA, 1992 nt
Organism: Paracoccidioides brasiliensis Pb18
Exons: 2
Coding region: 1-1992 (663 amino acids)
Cellular component (GO): nucleus; RNA N6-methyladenosine methyltransferase complex
Molecular function (GO): methyltransferase activity; nucleic acid binding
Source: RefSeq, a predicted model, not a curated record
AUGGCAGGAACCACCACAGCCAAACAGGUCCCGGCUAUAGAAGUUGAGAGCAUAGACAGAAAGCAUAGACAGAAAGCAUAUAUAGAAAGCAUAUACAGAAAGCAUAUACAGAAAGCAUAUACAGAGAGCAUAUACAGAGAGCAUAUACGGGUGCUGGUGCCCUCAGAAAACCAACUUCUCCGCCCACUGGAUUGCCCGAUUAGGCAAUUAUCACGGCCAAACGAGCGUGCGGAAGAGCGUCGUCCGCUUGGCCAGGUCGGCCGCCUGAGGAGGGUCGAGGGCAGCUGGGACGGGGACAGGGACAGGGACGUCGCCGGUUGCUGGCCUCUCGCUCCAGCCGGGUUGACGGAGUGCGGUCGGCUGCAACUCGGUGGUAACUUCACGCUGGAGGCACGUACACACUCACUGUGGAGUGGGAGCGGUUUAACAAUCACCUCCCGCCCUUUUCCCGGCCGGUCAGCAUCUCGCCCCAUGUUUCGUCAGAUGAAAGCCGGGCGCCGGACGAUAAGCUUCAGAAACCCCCACAUUCGCGAACCCUUUGACGACAAGCGCCUUUUCGACGUGGUUCGUGGCCUUCAGCGCCAUGGCGACGGCGCAGUGCUGCAGAUCAGCUCUUCUCGGCUUCAACAACAGUCCCUCGGGAAGGGGGAGCAUCCAGCCAACGACGGUGGGCUCGUUCUGCUCUCUUGCCCGCCCCUCCAGGAUCCGUAUCCAAACCCCCCCGAACCCAAGACCGAAGAGGCCCGUAGCCGAGUCCUGGCCCAGAUACCGGCGUCUCAGCAGCAGUUUCAUGCCGCGAUCGUGCCAGUUAUCAAUAACGCUCUGCAGGAAAUUCGGGAAAACCACCACGGGGCGUGGUGUAGCCCAAGGUGCACGCGUGGGCCGACUCAGCCAACGGAGCGAGAGCGGGAAAAGCGGCGCGAGGACGCCCGAUGCACCGGCAUACCCAGCGGAGAACCAUCCCAAGACCGCAAGAGAAAAUUGCCCGACGCAACAACUCCGGAAACAGGUCCCGACGAGCCAAGUUUCACUAUCGAACACAGCGAGCUACAUUCUCACCGUCCGUCUGAACCUCCUCUCAUACUUGCCCCCGGGAUCAAUAAAGUCGAGUCCCUGGGCGCCAUCCAGGGCCGAAUAGUCCAAAACCCGUCGUCCGCCCAGGUCGUCCUCAGUAUCAAAUCAGCAAAACAGCAGUGUACGCCAGAUGGCGGAUCCUCUCUCCCAGACUACAUAUCUAUCAAUGUUCCUCCAAAGUCCACGUUCGUUCACUGCCAUCUCGCCCCAGAUGCGGAAUCUCGCCCGAGCCCCAUUUCUCCAUUGUCCUCAGAUACGAAAUUCGACUUCAUUCUCAUGGACCCCCCCUGGCCAAACCGUUCAGUCCGCCGCUCCUCACAUUACAAAGAACAUGCGGAUCCCCUCCAGCCCGUAAUUGAAAGUAUCCUGCAAACCCACCUCCAUCCACACCAGGCCAUAGCUGCCAUUUGGAUCACCAAUUCAUUAAAAUCCCGAUCUGUCGCAUUAAGCUCCUUUAAAACUUCAGGGCUUCAUCCAUUCGAGGAAUGGAUUUGGGUCAAGACAACAGUUGAUGGCCGCCCUGCAGCGCCCCCCGAUGGACUCUGGAGGAGACCAUAUGAGGUGCUGAUUUUAGCACACAGAGAGAAGCUCUCUGGCCACGAGGGCAAUGCCGACGAGGGUGCCAAUGUCUAUAAAAUCAAACGGAGAGUCAUCGUCGCCGUGCCCGACGUCCAUUCGCGGAAGCCAAAUCUCAAAGCGCUCAUCGAAGAUAUAUGCUUUUCAUCUCCGACCACAGACUCUGGUCAAGCGGGAGGACCCAGUCAGGGAAGACGUGUUCGUGAAUACUCCGCAUUGGAGGUGUUUGCGCGCAACCUAACCGCUGGAUGGUGGGCGUGCGGGAACGAGGUCAUAAGAUUCAACUGGAAGGGUUGGUGGAACGAGAACGGCAGCAAGGAAGCUGGCUGCGGCAGCGCAUAG